CGGCAGUAGUGACUAGAGAAUCAGAUUUCUCCGACCCAGCAGUGAGACCAGAGCGAGGGGAGGAGAGAGGCAGGGCCAGGAAUCUCUCCUUUGGACACUCCCGGUCCUUUAAGGUCCAGAGCUCAGCUAACAGUCCCUGGACUUUCUUUGAGCCUGGAUCUCAGCACACAGGGCCAGUGUGACGUACACACCUCCCCAGACCCUCUCUUAAGCCGGACAUCCAGGAUUUUUCCUCUCAUUGUAUGAGGCCCUAGCUGAGAGAGCUUUCCUGAAGUGUACCCACCUCCAAAGGUCUGCUUCAUAACAUCCCUGGUGAAAUCUGUACUUUUGCAGCAAAUUUCCAUUGGCAUGAUACAAGGAUAGCAAUGGAUCCUGAGGGCUCUCGUAUUCAAGAUGACCCAGAUGUCAAAAUAAUGAUGGCGGGAUCGACUCUUAGAAAAGUCAAGUCCCGUUCAUGGAAGAAGCAGCGGCAUUUCCGCCUCCUGGAAGACGGCCUGACAAUCUGGUACAAAUCCAGAUGGGCAGGGAGAGGCCACUCCACCUUCUCAGUGACCGAGUUGGAGGCAGUGCGUGAGGGCCACCAGUCGGAAGUCCUGCUGAGCAUUGCCGAGGAGUUCCCCGCUAACCUCUGCUUCACCUUGGUGUUUCACGGUCGGCAAGGCAACGUGGACCUGGUGGCAGAGUCCCCAGAGGAAGCCCAGGCCUGGAUCCAAGGAGUGCGCAAGUUAAUUCACAAGGCUCAAACGAUGGACGAGAAGGAGAGGUUAGACCAAUGGGUCUGGGACUGGUUUCAGAAAGCUGACAAAAACAAAGAUGGGAAGAUGAAUUUCAAAGAAGUGCGGAAACUGCUGAAGAUGAUGAACGUAGACAUGAAUGAAGAACAUGCUCUCCAUCUCUUUACGAUGGCCGAUAAGUCAGACACCGGUUCUUUAGAAAUCGAAGAGUUUGUCCACUUCUAUAAGAUACUGACUCAGAGGGAUGAGGUAUGGAAGGUGUUCCAGGACUACUCUGGAGAUGGAGAGAAGUUAAUGUUGGAGGAGCUGGAGAACUUCCUGCGGAUAGAGCAACAGGAGGGAGAGCAGAGCGCCCAGCAUGCCAAGGAGCUGAUUGAUCGCUAUGAACCAUCUGAGACAGCCAAAAAGCAAAGCGCCAUGUCUCUAGAUGGCUUCCAGAUGUACCUGUGCUCCCAGGAGGGCUCCAUAUUUAAACCUGAGCAUCGACAUCUUUACCAGGAUAUGAGCCAGCCGCUCAGCCACUACUUCAUCUCCUCCUCACACAACACCUACCUCCUGGAGGACCAGCUCCGUGGACACAGCAGCCUAGAGGCGUACAUCCAGGCUCUGAAAAGAGGCUGUCGCUGUGUGGAGGUGGACUCCUGGGACGGCAAUGAUGGGGAGCCUAUUGUGUAUCAUGGUCAUACUUUGACAUCCAAAAUUCUCUUUAGAGACAUCAUUUCAACACUCAAAGAAUAUGCCUUCAAGACAUCAGACUUCCCUGUCAUCCUGUCCCUUGAGAAUCACUGUGGGGUAGAGCAGCAGACAGUCAUGGCUCAGCACCUCAGACAAAUCUUGGGUGACACACUACUGACCACCCUGCUGGAUGGACAGAUCCCUCAACAACUUCCUUCUCCACAGGAACUGAAGGGGAAAAUUUUACUGAAAGCCAAGAAGAUUGGUGGUCUAGAGGACUGUAAUGAUGAAACCCUGACAGAUGAAGUUAGCGAUGACGAAGAGAUGGCAAAUGGUGAGGCUGAGAGCCCAACUGCAGAAGACCCACCUGCUGGGUGUUUGAAGGAGAAUGGCAAGAAAUCGAAGUCCAAACUGUCAAGGGAGCUGUCCGACUUGGUGGUUUACUGUAAGAGCUUGCACUUCCAUGGCUUUGAGCAUGCUCGCUUACACGCCAAAUGCUAUGAGAUGUCCUCAUUCUCUGAAUCCAAGGCCAAGAGGCUAACUAAAGAAGCAGGGACAGAUUUUAUUCGGUACAACACAAGGCAGCUGAGCAGGAUUUACCCCAGUGGCCUUAGGACAGACUCCUCCAACUACAACCCGCAGGACAUGUGGAAUGUGGGCUGCCAGAUAGUGGCUCUGAACUUCCAGACAGCUGGUCUGGAAAUGGAUCUGAACGAUGGGCUGUUCAGGCAGAACAACUGCUGCGGCUACGUCCUCAAGCCUGACUUCUUGAGAGAUGGCGACACUCAGUUCAGUCCAGACAAACCUGAGGGACGGCAAGGCUACAGACCACUCCGCUUAUCAAUACAGGUGAUUAGCGGGCAGCAGCUACCAAAGGUGAAUCAGAAAGAGGGCUCCAUUGUAGACCCCCUAGUCAGAGUGGAGAUCUAUGGAGUGCCACAAGACCAGGCCAAGGAAGAGACCAGUCACAUUAACAACAAUGGCUUUAACCCCGUGUGGAAUGAAACUCUAAAUUUCAUCAUCCACACCCCUGAGCUGGCCCUGGUUCGCUUUGUUGUAGAGGACUAUGAUAAGGCAUCCAGGAAUGACUUCAUUGGACAGUUCACUCUUCCAUUUAUGUGCAUCCAAGCAGGAUAUCGUCAUAUACAUCUGCUCUCUAAAGAUGGAACAGCUAUCCCUCCCUCCUCUCUCUUUGUCAACGUCAGCAUUUCAGAGUUCACAUGAAGAAGUCAAAUGUGCAGAUAUGAAGCCAGGGUGUGGUCACAAGUUCAAUGUCUCCAUAAACCCAAUGAGGAAUUUAAUAUUGAGCAGUUUCCACACUUUAAAUAACAGCAGACUUGGCUAUUUAUUUUUCUUUACUAUUUACUGCACUAUGUUUAAUCAGCGAUAAAGUUUAAAGGUUGAUGCAUCUCCUAACGUGCAAUUCUCCAAGUCAGCUCUUUAUGAAAAUAUUUCCCACAAGCUUUUUAAUUCUAAUUAUCUGGUAAUGUAGGAGGGACUGCUGCAUGUGUACAUCCAGAGAUAACAGUCCUAGGAAACAACUUUUAAGUGUUGUUUUAAAAUGUAACGCUAGAAUGUGAAAAUUGCUACCUAUCAGUAUUAAAAACCAAUUAUCAUAAAGUACUCAUAGCUUUCCAUCAUGAUGGUUAAUCUAUGAUUAAGUGUGUGCUUGAGUUUUUCUCUGUACUAAUGUACAAAUUCCACAAGGUAUGCUGUGUAUUAUGUAAAUGUAUGUGUAUACAGGCCUGUAAAUACAUGCUAUACAUUUUGUGAAUGCUUUAACACAGCUGAAUAAAAUUAAUUCACAACA
Lates calcarifer (barramundi perch) is the source of this 3219-nucleotide messenger RNA. It is a transcript of the gene plcd4b, whose product is annotated as phospholipase C, delta 4b. Gene Ontology annotation, molecular function: phosphatidylinositol-4,5-bisphosphate phospholipase C activity; calcium ion binding. Lineage: Eukaryota; Metazoa; Chordata; Actinopteri; Centropomidae. The transcript has 16 exons. Bases 366 to 2633 code for a protein of 755 amino acids. The record is from RefSeq and is a predicted model, not a curated record. Gene Ontology annotation, biological process: lipid metabolic process; intracellular signal transduction.